CUUCAUAGGAAAAGAAACAGCAAAAAACACCAGAAGGAAACCAAUGUAAUAUGUUAUGUGCCGUUAAUGGUCUUGCUAGGCAGAGCAACACAUUAUGGAGGGGGCUUUAGAAAAUAGCACAGAUACGCCUGUGAUCUCUCAGAGCAAUGGUGCACCCAGAGAAAUGAUCGACAUGGUGGAGCUUUCUAACGAUGACAACACAAAAUUUGAUGACACUGGCUUCUCCUUCCAGCUGCAAACUGCAAUGGAUAAUCUCAGACUGGAAAAUUCUCUAACAGACGUAACGCUGUAUGUUGAAGGCAGGGAAUUUCCUUGUCACAGAGUGGUCUUAGCAGCUGCAAGUAAUUAUUUCAGGGCCAUGUUUUGCAACAAUCUGAAAGAGAAAAAUGAAGACAAAAUUGUGAUUAAGGGUGUGGAUUCAGAGACAAUGAAGAUACUGAUAGAUUACACAUACACCAGCAGAGUGCUCCUCACCAAGUACAAUGUGCAGAAAAUACUUGAAGCCGCUAGUCUUUUCCAGUUCUUACGAAUCGUAGAUGCCUGUGCUAAUUUCCUCACUGAAGCCAUGCUACCAGAAAACUGUGUGGGGAUUCUAAGACUGGCUGAUGAUUAUUCCCUGCUUGCUCUAAAAACACAAGUGCAAACCUACAUAAUCCAGAACUUUCUUCAGGUGGUAACCUAUAGAGAACUUCUUGAUAUCCCAUGUGAUAUCUUUUGUGAGAUCUUAAAAAGUGAUGAUUUGUGUGUGACUGAGGAGGAGCAAGUUUAUGAGGCAGUGAUGAGCUGGGUUCGUUCACAAGAACAUGAGAGACUGCCACUAUUGUCAAAGAUCUUGAGAAAUGUACGGUUGCCACUGCUGGACCCAUGGUAUUUUGUCGAAAAAGUAGAAGGGGAUGAAGUGAUUCGCAAGUGUCCUGAUGCGUUUCCUCUCCUGCAGGAAGCAAGGAAAUAUCAUCUUUCUGGAAAUGAAAUUAUUUCUGAACGUACAAAGCCCCGGGUGCAAGAGUUCCAGUCAGAGGUCUUUACAAUAAUAGGUGGCUGUACAAAAGAUGAAAAAUUUGUAUCAGAUGUGACCUGCUUCGAUCCACUGAGACGCAGCCGACUGGAAGUAGCAAAGUUACCAAUUACUGAAAUGGAGGCAGAUACCGAGAAUAGAAAAUGGAUAGAAUUUGCUUGUAUCACAUUCAGAAAUGAAGUUUACUUAUCAGGAGGUAAAGAGACACAACAUGAUGCCUGGAAGUACAAUCCUUCCUUGAACAAGUGGAUCCAAUUAGAAUAUCUGAACAAUGGCAGGUGGAGACACAAAAUGGCUGUGCUGGGAGGAAAGGUGUACGUUAUUGGUGGUUUCGAUGGAAUCCAGCGACAGAACAGUGUGGAAGCUUAUGAUUCCUUUCAUAACUGCUGGACACAGGCAGCACCCCUCAUGCUAAACGUGAGCUCCUUCGCGGCAUCAGCCUACAAUGAGAAGCUUUAUGUAAUUGGAGGUGGACCAAAUGGGAAACUCUCCACAGAUAAAACUCAGUGUUUUGACCCAUCUACUAACGAAUGGAGUUUCAAAUCGCCAAUGCCAGUUGAGGCAAAGUGCAUUAAUGCAGUCACCUUUAAAGAACACAUUUAUGUUGCAGGUGGUGCAAUGAAAGCACUGUACUCAUACAACCCCAGGUUUGAUUCAUGGAGUUUGGUCACCAGGCUUGCCCAUGAGAGAGCCAGCUGUGGGAUCGCUGCCUGCAACAACAAGAUUUUUAUCACUGGAGGUCGUGAUGAGAAAAAUGAAGUCAUUGCCACUGUACUUUGUUGGGAUGCAGAAUCCCAGAAGCUGACUGAAGAAUGUGUCCUGCCUAGAGGGGUGUCUCAUCAUGGGAGUGUCACGGUUAGGAAAUCCUACUCGCAUGUACGGAGGAUGGUGCCAGGCGCAAUUUCCGUCUGAUUUAAAAACAUAAAUUAACUAAUUUGCUGUUGGUGGAAUCACUCAGCAUUUGGGAGCAAUAAAUGACAGAAGCUGAGAAGAAAAUGAGGAACAAUGGCUUGCUUUCUUCUAGUCUACUGUUUUUACUGUCAAAUUGUAAGCUGUUAUAAUGUUAUACAUUUCAGUACAAUAUACAGACAUUUAAAAA
Messenger RNA from Polypterus senegalus (gray bichir), 2114 nucleotides. RefSeq names its product kelch-like family member 6 (gene klhl6). NCBI's taxonomy places the organism in Eukaryota, Metazoa, Chordata, Cladistia, Polypteriformes, Polypteridae. The record is from RefSeq and is a predicted model, not a curated record. Gene Ontology annotation, molecular function: protein binding. The transcript has 7 exons. The coding region runs from base 95 to 1927 and encodes 610 amino acids.